UCCGCUGUGGACAUCGCUCCGUGACAGUCAAACAAAUUCCGCGAAACUCGAAGGACCACGACGGUACGGGGUUCUGCGCGCUCGACCGUCGUCCGCUGUAUUCUUCAGCCCAAACAGGCAUUAGUCUUGCUCCGCGUAGUCCGCGUUUGUUUCCCAGCGAAAUCACGCUUACACGUUUGUUCUAUUGAUUGCGUCUAAAGUGUUGUUGUGCGUGCGUUUUCCGCGUGUUGUGGUCGGUGCAGAAAGUCCCAGAAAUAGCACUUUCGGCUCUCGGACACUGUGUAAUUGUGUGUACGUUUGUGUGUGCGUGUGCGUGUGAAACAAAAGCAAAACAAAGCAUCGGGGCCCGUGUUUGGUGUUGUUUUGUUCGCCAGCAGCUUCACCAGCCGUAGCUGUGUGUGAAGGGGGUUCGUCAGCGAAGGCAGCAGAUUCUUGGAACAGCCCCCAAAUUACACACAUCUUAACUGAGCGAAGGCCAAAUGGUGGUUUCUACGCGCGGGGCAAACCACCACUACGUUUGACGCGCAACCCUUGGGACGGGGCGAUGCGAGGAUGCGAGUCCGAAUUUGGCAUUAAAUAACAAUCGAAAAUUGAGAAACCAAUUAGAAAGAGAGAGAGAGAGAGAUCGAUAGAGGGAUGGAAACGAAAGCAUGAUAAAUGCUGGGGAAACCAUUCGGGGGUUGUGAAAUUCGAUGGAUCGGUGAGAAAUCGGUGCCCUUUUCUUCACACGUAGAUUCUUCACACACUAGGCACACCACAUGCAAUCCACACGAUGUUACUGUUGUGGUAAACAACGACGCGCACGGUAGGAAGCAGGAGGAGCAGUGAGGUCGGUUGAGAACGAAGGUGUUUGCGGGUGGUGGUGUGGACAUCGAUCGCGUGUGUUCCAAAGGUGCAGCAGUGUUGUUCCAGUGUAUCCUACGUGUAAGGUGUGUGUGUGUGUGUGCAGCGUAGUUAGUGCAGUUUGUUUGCGGCUUGAAGGUCACUUCGGGGAAGCAUAGAAAGCAUAAAACGGCCCCAGCAGGCCGUGACGUGAAGAACGCAAACCAUAAACACGGCAGCGAACGCAGAGUGUACGGAGAAGCUCUGACAUAACCGCGGUACGAUUGUGUGUAUGUGUGGGGCGAGGAGGCUCGCCGGAUAGUGUUGUGAGUUCAUCGACUGGUCGGGUCUGUGUCCCCCGGUCCAAAGGGUGGUGUGUACGCGGCGCUGUUGUGUACUGUGUAUCCAAUUGUGUGUCGGCUUCCAAUCAUAUCAUUAUCACCUCGUUGAGCACGUUUGCCGCCCUCCCCGCGCGCGUGUGUGUGUGUGUUAAUGGGGUUUGUGGGGAGCUUCCGUGCGAGAGGGAAAGUGAAGACAUAAUACUAAUCCGUGCGGCGUAAAGUGACUCACAUAUCAACCCACCCACCCACACGAACGAGAUAAAUAAAGAGCACAACACACACACACUAAAGAACGGCGCGACAACAUAACACACUAUCCCACCACACACCACACUGGCCGUGCAAAUGAAGAAGGUAAUGAUCCCUUCGUUGGAUAUGAAAAAGAGCAUUUCCGUGAAGGUAGAUAGUGAUCUGACUUUGCUGCUGUCCAGUGGAGUGUACGAAAUCAAGAAGAUGGAGCCCCGCUGGAGGCUCCGGCGCCCGAUCAUCGUCGUCUGUCUGUUUCUCGCCAUCGCCGGCAUCAUCGGCUUUGGCUACUACUGUCCGGAUCAGGUGUGUGCGCUUUCGCGCCGGGAAGUAACCUCGUCGGUGGGGCUCGCCGGCGGAGGAAUGGCGAGCGGCAGUUCCGGCGGCGGCGGCCUGACCGAGCUGACGGCCGGCUACGAGCACGAUAACCUCGGCAAACCGGUCCAGCAGAAUCUGCUGGCCAAUCCGGGGCUCAGCUACGAGGAGGUGCUGAACGAUGACUUCCAGUUCGACAUGAACGCGCACGACGUGAUGGUGUUUCUGCACAUCCAGAAAACGGGCGGCACCUCCUUCGGCAAACAUUUGGUGCGCGAUCUCGACCUCAAGCGCCCGUGUACCUGCCAGCGGAAGAAGAAGCGCUGCUACUGCUUCCGACCGCACCGGAACGAAAAUUGGCUGUUUUCGCGGUACUCCACCGGCUGGAAGUGUGGUUUGCACGCGGACUGGACCGAGCUGACCGGUUGCGUCGACCAGGAGCUGGACAAGAACGAGGGCGAAACGGCCAAGCGGCGCUACUUCUACAUCACGCUGCUGCGCGAACCGAUCGCCCGCUACCUGUCCGAGUUCCGGCACGUGCAGCGUGGCGCCACGUGGAAAAACGCUCGCCACUGGUGCCUGGGGCGGCACGCAACGCCCGACGAGCUUCCGCCCUGCUAUAAUGGUGCCAACUGGAACGGUGUGGCGCUGGACGAGUUCGCCGGGUGCGAAAGCAAUCUGGCCGCCAACCGGCAGACGCGCAUGCUUGCCGACCUGGCGCUGGUCGGGUGCUACAACAAGACGUACAUGCCGACGGCCGAACGGGACCGCAUCAUGCUGGCCAGCGCCAAGCGCAACCUAGCGGCCAUGUCCUACUUCGGUCUGACCGAGUACCAGAAGAUCUCGCAGUACAUUUUCGAGGAGACGUUCAACCUGCGGUUCGCGAUACCGUUCGAGCAGCACAACACCACCGUGUCGACGGUGACGAUGAACAGCCUGACGCCGGCCCAGCGCGCCCGCAUCGACCAGCUGAACGCGCUCGACCUCGAGCUGUACGCGUUCGCGAAGAAGCUAAUGUUCCAAAGAUUCGAAAGACUCAAAGCCAAAGAUAACGACUUCGAGGUCCGGUUUGCGCAUCUGGGCAAUCUGGGCGUGCGGAACGGCGUGACGGAGUUCAACUGGGACAGCAACAUCGACGACAUGCCCAGCAACGAGCAUCACUGAUAUCGGGCCCCACGGGCUCGUUCGGCCGCACUAGAGGGUGGCGACCGCGACCGAGCCAUCAUUACCGCCGGUGGACGACGCCGGUGGGCGAAGAGCAGCAGCAGAGCAGCAGUAGACGGUGGCAGCGGUGGACCGUUGCCGGCCAUCGGACCAUCAGCGCCACCGUACCGGGCACCGGCGUCGGGCGGAAGCGGCACCAACCACAGUGCCGCGAGUGCCACCGCCACCGCCAUCGCGGUCGCUCAUCAAAACUCAAUCAAUCAUCAGCGGGCCGGAAGCGGAGGCGGAGGUGGAUACGGAUACGGCGGACCGUCACACGCCGGUGACGUUGACAAACCCAUUAGUGCUAAGCUCAAUCUGACGACUAGUCCUAGCAGUGAACGUAGGCGUAAGAAGGCUAAUAAGCAACACCCGGAGCAACAGCGGGUCCGCAAGCGCGAGGAUACGCACCCGACGGUCGAUGCAGCUAAGCUGCUGCAGCGAUAGAAUCGUCGACGUGGCCGCGCGCCUCAACCGGGAGAAUGGAAUUAGCAAUGUGCGCAACGUGCUGCGUACGGUAGCAUACCCUACUUAUGCCGGGACGCUCCAGUGUGUGUUCCUGCCCGUGCCCGAUGUGAAUCCGAGCGAACGAGACGAGAGGAGGCGAUUUGUUGUGGCUGCGGUAGGCGCUACCGAAAGGCCCACAAAUCGGAUCAGCCUUAGGAAGGCGUACCGCGAAAAGAGGCGGUGGGAAAGAUUAUUGGAAAUCGAAUCGCACUAGUACCCCAACAGUCGUAGGUUUAGAAGCCCACAGUAUAAGCUUUUUAAAGAAACCAAUAUUCAAUCGCCACCGCGCGCGGGCUGUUUGUGUGCGUGUGUUUGUAUAGAGCGGUGCAUUAUGCUUACUAAUCAUCGGAUCGGUCGCUGCACGUUGGAGAUGUGAGUUUGGAGCGCUUCCCGUGUUCGUCGUCGUUCCGUAGUUUAUAGCUUUCCGGCUGCAAAAGUGACACAAACACCACCUUCUCGACGCACGAUUCCACCGUCAAAAGCGGAUGGAGAUGACAGUGAUCAGAGCCGCAGUCAUGGCAUACUGUGUAAGGCUUUAGGUUUAGCUUUAAGGAAAUUAUCAUAAGCGCCGUGACAGCCGAUUAGGGGAAGAAUGAUGAAACGCGGACUUAAAAAGGAACCCAGUUCAGAGCGCACACACAGUCGGUCGUGAGGUGUGCGCGCGCCCCGUUUGCUCCCGAAGCCAUAUCUGCACAAAUGCAUUCUCAGGGGGAAACAACUCUCACUCGUCGAAAUGGUAGUGUGAAAGUGAAUAAUGCAGCUUCCUCACAACGCUGCACGGAUUUGGCAAAUGGUGUACAAUCGUUCGUAGUUUUCCGGCUGAAAGUAAGUUGGAAAGAUGAUGCGGAAAUUCACAGAAAUUGUGUUUGGUUCGUUCGUUCGUGUGGUUUUUUUCGGCCCACUGUCAAAAAUGUGACCAGUGCCGUGUCGUGGUGUGAAACGUAACUUACCGUGAUUCUCAUCAUUCGUGCGCCUACUGUGAUACCAGGAUACUGGCGUGUGGUGAUGAAGCGCGUGCGACGCGGGCAACGUUUGGAUUGGAGCUAAGAAGCAUCCGGGCGUGUGUGAGACGAACCCACCGACGCGACGAGUGAUGAAAAGUGAAGCUCGCUUGCUGCUGCUGCCAUCAUCCUGAAGCUAACGAGUUAAUGUAACCUGUCAUCAUGUCGCCGCGUUCUCGGUUCCUUUGCGUGUGUGUGUGUGUGUGCAUCGUUCCCAUCAUCUCAAUGGCUUCAUCCGGAAUCGUCCUUAGACGCACCAUCAUCACCAUUACGCGUCGCCGGAAAUGGAUGUGUGUAACGCCAUGCUGCAAUAUCUUGAACGCGCAAAGGCCGAACAGUAGUAGUUGUGGCAGUGUAGUGCAUCGAACGAACCCGACCGGGUUUUGAGAUUUGAGCAAAAACGCUCCUCCCAGACACACAUCCGACCAGCACCACCCCGCGUUCCAAGCCAACGCCACAAGGGCGGGCUUUUCACAGGCACGUUAAAGGUUUUGCCGCCUAGCCCGCCUGGUCUGGCCUAUGACCUCGUUUACGUUCGAGUGACGUAUGUGCGGGGCCUGCAAUCAGGCUGUGGUAGCAGUGGGGAAAGCAUACAAUGUUUGCCUUGCCUUGGAAAUGAAGGAUACAGGAUGUGUGAGCCGGUAUACUAGCUUCCGAUGCUUCUGACGCUGCUGUUACUGCUGCUGCUGCUGCUUGUAUGCACGGCAGAAUGCACCAUCCGUGCGCCUCUCCCACUCCUCCUUUUCAUCGUCGUCUGUCCCAUCGUCUUGGUCGUCACUCUCUUCAGUGAUUAGUGUCCUAAGGCGGUGUUGGAAGGGAAAGAACCUCAACGAACCGCGCGUUCGUCACACUUUCCCGAGACUUGGAGCAACUUGGAGUGAGGAAUAAAGCUGUCGCCGGGCACUCUCAAGAAUCAACACACACACGCUCGGAACAAUGCGGAAAAAGUGGACGCUUUUCUCCUUUACCCGCGCGCGCGCCGCCUCUCCCGAAAAGCCAAGGGAGAUGGAGAAGGUCCUCUGCAAUGGCGCCGCCCGUUGCCGCCAGACGAGCGAACGCUGCUUGGAUACUGGAUAUCCGGG
Messenger RNA from Anopheles gambiae (African malaria mosquito), 5517 nucleotides. RefSeq names its product heparan-sulfate 6-O-sulfotransferase 1 (gene Hs6st). Gene Ontology annotation, cellular component: membrane. Bases 1509 to 2888 code for a protein of 459 amino acids. Lineage: Eukaryota; Metazoa; Arthropoda; Insecta; Diptera; Culicidae. Gene Ontology annotation, molecular function: heparan sulfate 6-sulfotransferase activity. The record is from RefSeq and is a predicted model, not a curated record. The transcript has 6 exons.